This is a messenger RNA of Quercus lobata, 2451 nucleotides long. RefSeq names its product probable alpha,alpha-trehalose-phosphate synthase [UDP-forming] 9. Lineage: Eukaryota; Viridiplantae; Streptophyta; Magnoliopsida; Fagales; Fagaceae. Bases 388 to 2112 code for a protein of 574 amino acids. The transcript is spliced from 5 exons. The record is from RefSeq and is a predicted model, not a curated record. Gene Ontology annotation, cellular component: cytosol. Gene Ontology annotation, molecular function: trehalose-phosphatase activity. Gene Ontology annotation, biological process: trehalose biosynthetic process.
UCAUUUCCUAGUUGUUUCGUGGGUCAACAUUUGUUGACUUAUGUUCUGUUUGGUUUGUUUGUUCUUAUUCUUGUCUGAAACUUAACCCCAAAAAAAAAAAAAGAACAGAAGAUCUUGUUCAUUCUUGUCUGAACACAUUUACAACUGCCCCCAAUAAGUUAUAAACUACUCGUGAGUCCCUGUCUACCUUUUGAUCUUCAUCUCCCUAUCAAACCCAUCUCUGAUUUCCUUUACCUUCACUCUAUUCUACAAUAAUACUCUGCAACUCUAGCUCACUGAGCUCAGAUUUUGUUUUUUCUAGAGAGUUGGGUUUUGGAGCAAAGUGUGAAAACACUGGUAUGUUUGGUCUUUAGAGGAUCAGAUUUCAGCUUUAUACUUCUUCUUGGCAUGGAACUGAAGAAGGAAAAGCUAGUCAGGUUUUAUUCUGAUGGGAAAAAAAAUAACGAGUCUUCAUGGGGAUUGGGAAGAACUGAACCAUCACAGCUAGAAAGGUCAUCAUCUGCAUAUAAGGUUCCACCAUCUUCAUUGCUAAAACCUGAUAAUGGGAUGGUCGGGGGAAGAAAUAGAUAUAAUGAAACUUUCAGAAAUGGGAAUUUUAAGGUGUUCCCAGAGGAUCACGAGCCGUGGCGUAAGAGAAUUCUUGAUCCGGGUAGCAAGAUUGUGCUGCAAUGGAACCGGGUUUUCAUUUUUUCAUGCUUAGUGGCGCUUUUUGUUGAUCCAUUAUAUUUUUUCUUGCCCUCUCUUGGAGGAAAUACUGACUCUUCAUGCGUUAAGACAGACUUCCAUUUGCGAAUUAUCGUGACCUGUUUCCGAACCGUUGCAGAUAUAUUUUAUUUGUUGCAUGUGAUUAUAAAAUUCAGGACUGCUUAUGUUGCACCUAGCUCCCGAGUGUUUGGGAGGGGUGAACUUGUCAUGGAUCCAAAGAAGAUUGCACGGAGGCAGGGCAGCCCUGUGCUGGAUGAGGCAUUGGGGAUUGACAAGGCUGCGCAGCCUAAAAAGAGCAUGAUUGUUGUUUCUGAGUUCAUUGGGUGCUCGCCUUCUCUUAGUGGGGCGAUUCGUGUCAAUCCAUGGAAUAUUGAUGAUCUUUGUUCUGGCAUGUAUCACGGAAUCACGGCCAAGGAUACAGAGAAGGAAUUGCGCCAUGAGAAGCACUGUAAGUACAUUAGCACUCAUGAUGUUUCCUAUUGGGCCAAGAGUUUUGAUCAUGACCUUGUGAGAGCUUGUAAAUUGCAUGAUGACUUGAGGUUUUGGUCCAUGGGGAUGGGCCUUAGAUUCAGGGUUGUGGCUCUGAGUAAAAAUUUUAAGAAACUUAGUAUGGAUCAUGCCGUAUGGACUUAUAGCGGAAUGAAUAACCGAUUGAUCCUUUUGGACUAUGAUGGCACUGUGAUUCCAGAAAAUUCUGCGGACAAGACUCCUAGUAGCAAAGUUAUUUCUGUCUUGAAUUCUUUAUGUAGUGAUCCCAAAAACAUUGUUUUCAUCGUGAGUGGCAGAGGAAGAGAUAAUCUUAGCAAGUGGUUUUCUCCAUGUGAGAAAUUGGGUAUUUCAGCAGAACAUGGUUACUUUACUAGGUGGACUAAGGAUUCUUCUUGGGAGACUUGCAACUUAACAAUGAGCUUUGAUUGGAAAAGUAUGGUAUUACCUGUGAUGGAGCAUUAUACAGAGGAAACUGACGGGUCUUUCAUAGAGCAGAAAGAGAGUGCAUUGGUGUGGCACCAUGAACAUGCUGAUGUUCUAUUUGGCUCAUUCCAGGCUAAGGAUCUUCUCCACCACCUUGAGAAUGUACUUUCUAAUGAGCCUGUAGUUGUUAAAAGAGGGCGCGGUAUAGUUGAAGUGAAACCACAGGGCAUUAGCAAAGGGACAGCUGUGGAAAACAUUAUCUCAACCAUGAUAAGUCAGGGGAAGGAGCCAGAUUUUGUGCUGUGCAUAGGGGAUGACUACUCAGAUGAAGUUAUGUUUGAAACCAUUGCAGCUAAGGUUCCCAACCAGUUGCCAGCCACAGCAAAAGUCUUUCCCUGCAGUGUUGGUAUGAAACCAAGCAAGGCAAAAUACUUUCUUGAUGAUACUGAUGAAGUCAUCAAGUUGAGGCCUUACCAAUCCAGGAAGGUUAGGUGAUCUCAAGAAAUUGUUGACAUGACGGAGGAAUGACUGAUUUGGUAAGGGGAAAAUUACAUGUAUGUAUUCAGUUUGCGUCAGAACCCAGAAAAAAGUGGGCCUUCGGUUUAGAAUCAUGUUCUUCUGGGAUCUUACCACUCUUGGAGGGUCAGAUUUUAAUUUAGAACUAAUGAUACAGCAAACCUUGUAUAGAAAACAGUUACCUCUGACAGGCCCAUUUGAAAAGGCAAUACAUAGGAAUUUACUGAAUAGCUUGUUCAUGUUAGAAUAUUAGAAUUUGCAAAUUGGAUUAUUCAUGUUAAAGAUUUUCAAACUAGCUUACUCGUGUUCUUUUCAUAA